AUGUCAGAUAUAAUAGUUAAUGAUCCGAAUAAUGGUAUUCGUGAAUCAUGGUCUGAAGAACAUAUUAUUCAAGCAAUAGUUUUACUUGAAGAUGCAUAUUCAUUUCGUUCAAUAGCACAUAAAUUAUCUCCAUCGAAUAUAUUAAAACUUUAUCGAUUAUAUUGGUCAAUAUGGAUUCAACGUUUAUUAACAAUAAUUGUAUCAUGUCAAUUACUUCUUAUAUUUGUUCAAUAUCCAUCAUCACUUAGUCGAACAUCUGAUUUAACAAAACAACCAAUACGAUUAACAUUACCUUGUACUAUACAAUUAAUUAUUGAAUUUCUAUGUUUAAUUAUUUUUUAUAUUGAUGCUAUUAUUCGAGUUUAUUUAAUUGGAUUACAACAUGCUCGAAGAAAACCUUGGAUAAUAUCAUAUUUCAUUGUAACAACAAUAUCAAUAAUUGAUCUUAUUAUUUCUACUAAUUUUGGUUGUCAAAAGAAAGUCUGA
Messenger RNA from Rotaria sp. Silwood2, 486 nucleotides. NCBI's taxonomy places the organism in Eukaryota, Metazoa, Rotifera, Eurotatoria, Philodinida, Philodinidae. The record is from the annotation of a GenBank genome assembly.